UUAAUUACCUAGUUUUAUAUGUAUAUAGAUAGAUGGAAGACAAUGAUAUUACAAGGGGCAAUGGAAGAGGUGCUGGUAUAAGCAUCAACAAAGUUAAGGGAAAUAAGGGAGGUAAGCAUAAAACUACUUUGUCACAUUCUUCUAGAUUACAAGCACCUAGGCCUGCAGACACCCAACAAUCCCUAUCUACAAAGCAACCUACACAUCAUCCCAUAUCUCAAACACAUACUAACUUCCCACCUUUCCUCUCUACUUCAAGUCCACAAAUGUCUACUAUCCAUGCUCCCACUUCUCAAAUACCUACAAAUACCCAACAACCCCACUCUACAAUGAAACCUACACAUCAUCUUACAUCUAAAACACCUUCAAAUAUCCAACAAUCCCUAUCUACAAAGCAGCCUACACAUCAUCCCAUAUCUCAAACACAUACAAACUUCCCACCUUUCCUCUCUACUUCAAGUCCACAAAUGUCUACUGUCCAUGCUCCCACUUCUCAAAUACCUACAAAUACCCAACAACCCCACUCUACAAGGAAACCUACACAUCAUCUUACAUCUAACACACCUUCAAAUAUCCAACUUCCACAACCUACAAGGCAACUGAAACAUCAUCCCAUAUCUCAAACAUUUACAAAUUUCCCACCUUUCCUCUCUACUCCAAGUCCACAAAUGUCUACAAUUCAUGCUCCCACCUCUCAAAUACCUACAUAUAUCCAAUCUCCCCACUCUACUCCUAGUCCACCACAUCUUUCUAAUACACAUAGACCAUAUGAUGUUGUAUCUGGUGGUGAUCCACAUGCAUCAUCAUCAUUAUGUGAUGAUUCGUAUCCGAUAGCUGGGAGUACAGAUCCUACUGAUAGGCGUAUAUGGAUCCGUCCGGGACCACAGUUAAUGUAA
Molecule: messenger RNA, 896 nt
Organism: Medicago truncatula (barrel medic)
Lineage: Eukaryota; Viridiplantae; Streptophyta; Magnoliopsida; Fabales; Fabaceae
Product: rho family-interacting cell polarization regulator 1-like
Exons: 2
Coding region: 33-896 (287 amino acids)
Source: RefSeq, a predicted model, not a curated record